This is a messenger RNA of Raphanus sativus (radish), 1131 nucleotides long. RefSeq lists its product as uncharacterized. Gene Ontology annotation, molecular function: pyroglutamyl-peptidase activity. Gene Ontology annotation, cellular component: cytosol. Bases 16 to 882 code for a protein of 288 amino acids. The record is from RefSeq and is a predicted model, not a curated record. Gene Ontology annotation, biological process: proteolysis. NCBI's taxonomy places the organism in Eukaryota, Viridiplantae, Streptophyta, Magnoliopsida, Brassicales, Brassicaceae. The transcript is spliced from 5 exons.
AUAAAUUCGUAAUUUAUGGGCGUUCCAUCGAAGUGUCUGCUUAUAAUCAAAAAAGUCCACCGCGAAACAAACACAAAAACUCAACUCAAACUCAACUCAUCCUAUAAUUAUUCUCUCAGAAAAGAAAGAAACCAAAACCCAAUUUGGUUACCUCUUACCUCAAUCCAUAAGUCAAAAAAAUCAUCAAGCUUUAAGCUCAAAAACUUCGAUCUUGAACUGAUGGGCUCUGAAGGACCAAAAGCAAUUACGAUUCACGUGACUGGCUUCAAGAGGUUCCUUGGUGUCUCCGAAAACCCUACUGAGAAAAUCGCUAGUAAUCUGAAAUCGUAUGUGGAGAAACGAGGGUUGCCUUCUGGACUGACUCUUGGUACCUGCACCGUUCUUGAGUCUGCUGGGGAAGGUGGAAAGGCUCGGCUUUAUCAGGUUCUCGAGUCUAGUGUUGCUGCUGCCUCUGGUGAUAACAAGAACACCAAUGGAACUGUUGUUUGGCUUCAUCUUGGAGUGAAUAGCGGAUCGGAAAAAUUCGCAAUUGAAAGACAAGCAGUGAACGAAGCUCAUUUCCGUUGUCCUGAUCAAUUAGGCUGGCAACCACAGAGGCUUCCUAUAGUUUUUGAAGAUGGAAGCAUUUUAAAGGCAAAAGAGACUACAUGUCCAACAGAGUCGAUAUUCAAUAUACUAAAGAACAAAGGCUACGACGUUGUUCAAUCAGACGACGCUGGACGGUUUGUGUGCAACUACCUCUACUAUCACUCCCUCAGGUUCGCUGAGCAAAAGGGACACAAGUCACUCUUCCUCCACGUUCCUUUGUUCUCCAAAAUCGAUGAAGAUACUCAGAUGCAGUUCGUCGUCUCUCUCUUGGAGGCAAUUGCAGCUACUUGCUAGUGUACUAUUGCCAAUGUGUGCAAGUAUAAUGUAUAUCAUCCUUCUACGAAGCAUUGUGUUCUUUUGUUGGGGAGUGUGGUUGUAUUGUAGCUUGUGAUAUAAAAAAAAAGACUUAUUGCUUUUGGCUCUGAAACUUUCUGGGUCUUGUAAAGCACACGAUUAGGAAAGAAAGAGCCUUUUGUGAUCGUCUCUGUAAUAAAAAAAAUAUUCUCUUUAUUGAAAAAUGUCAAAGUUUGGGUUUUUAUGAUA